Messenger RNA from Myotis brandtii (Brandt's bat), 1650 nucleotides. RefSeq names its product phospholipid phosphatase 2 (gene PLPP2). The record is from RefSeq and is a predicted model, not a curated record. Gene Ontology annotation, biological process: phospholipid dephosphorylation; signal transduction; phospholipid metabolic process. Bases 117 to 848 code for a protein of 243 amino acids. Lineage: Eukaryota; Metazoa; Chordata; Mammalia; Chiroptera; Vespertilionidae. Gene Ontology annotation, molecular function: phosphatidate phosphatase activity. The transcript is spliced from 6 exons.
CCUCUCUGCCUUUCGCCAUCCUGACGCUCGUGAAUGCCCCGUACAAGCGAGGAUUCUACUGUGGUGAUGACUCCAUCCGGUACCCCUACCGUCCAGACACCAUCACUCAUGGGCUCAUGGCCGGGGUCACCAUCACUACCACCGUCAUCCUUGUCUCAGCCGGAGAAGCCUACCUGGUGUACACGGACCGGCUCUAUUCCCGCUCCAACUUCAACAAUUACCUGGCCGCUGUCUACAAGGUGCUGGGGACAUUCCUGUUUGGGGCUGCAGUGAGCCAGUCCCUCACAGAUCUGGCCAAGUACAUGAUUGGCCGGCUGAGGCCCAACUUCCUGGCAGUGUGUGACCCUGAUUGGAGCCGUGUCAAUUGCUCCGUCUAUGUACAGGUGGAGAAGGUGUGCAGGGGAAGCCCUGCCAACGUCACUGAGUCCAGAUUAUCUUUCUACUCUGGACACUCCUCCUUUGGGAUGUACUGCAUGGUGUUCUUGGCGCUCUAUGUGCAGGCGCGGCUCUGCUGGAAGUGGGCACGGCUGCUGCGGCCCACGGUGCAGUUCUUCCUGGUGGCCUUUGCCCUCUAUGUGGGCUACACCCGCGUAUCUGACCACAAACACCACUGGAGUGAUGUCCUCGUGGGCCUCCUGCAGGGGGCACUGGUGGCCUGCCUCACUGUUCGCUACAUCUCCGACUUCUUCAAAGCCCGGCCCCCACAGCACUGCCUGGAAGAAGGGGAGCUGGAACGGAAGCCUAGCCUGUCACUGACGCUGACCCUGGUAGCAGCACAGACAUGCACUCCUCUCUGCACUCAGAUUCCGCAGCCGUCAUGGCUUCGCCACAUUUGCCAUUUCGCAUGAAGCACUGCAGUGUGUUCUAUGCAGAGUAAGUGCACUGUCCCAGAAGAUCGUGUUGGUUUCCACGUUGUAAUCUCGUCCAUGGUCCCACGUCAGCUUUCACCGCCUGUCCCAGCGGUGUGAAAGGUCUUUUUCCAUUUGAGACCAUCCUGUUCUUCUGGUCUGUUACCGAGACUUACCCUCAUUUUCACAACCCUGAUGGAGUUAAAGUUCAUAGAUGACUCUGACCUGGGUGCCUGUUUCUGCCCAGCUUCCUUCACUUCGGAUGGAUGUUUCUUUCAGUGUUGUAACAUGUGUCAGUACUUCAUUUUUUUUCAUUGUGAUUUAUUAUAUGCAACUUGACAUUUACAGCUUAAACCAUUUGAAGUAUAGAGUUCUAUGGCAUUAACUGCAUUUACAUUGUGUGCAGCUAUCAACACCAUCCAUCUUCAGAACUUUAUUUUCCUCAAGUGGAAUUGUAUCCAUUAAACACUAACUUCCUAUUCUCCUUUUCCCCCUAUUCCCUGACUACAUUCUACUUUCUCUGAAUUUGAUUUCUGCAGGUGCCUCCUAUAAGUGGAAUCAUUUAAUAUUUGUCUUUCUGUGACUGUCUUAUUUCACUUAGCAUGAUGACCUCAGGGUUGAUCCAUGUUGUAGCCGGAGUCAGAAUUUCCUCAGUUUUUAGGCCGAAUAAUAUCUCACUGUGUAUAUAUCACAUUGUGUUUGUCCAUUCAUUCAUUGAUGGACACUUGGGUUGCUGCCACCCCUGGCUACUGUGAAUCGUGCUGCUAUGAAUAUGGGUGCACAAAUGUCUGUUCAAGUCCCU